Molecule: messenger RNA, 4085 nt
Organism: Sciurus carolinensis (gray squirrel)
Lineage: Eukaryota; Metazoa; Chordata; Mammalia; Rodentia; Sciuridae
Gene: Olfml2b
Product: olfactomedin like 2B
Exons: 8
Coding region: 411-2672 (753 amino acids)
Biological process (GO): signal transduction
Source: RefSeq, a predicted model, not a curated record
GCGCCCUCGCCUCCCGCGCCGCCGCUGCCGCCGCAGCCGCUGUCCGCCUAGCGCCCAGUCCCUGUGCGCCCAGAGGAUCCCUGCAGUCCGCAUCUGCCUGAACACCCGCCUUCCACCUGAACCCUCCACCGGCGACGCGUUUGACUAGCCGGUGCCUGCCUCCACCUUCCCGGUCAUCUCCUCUUCCCUACUCACGCCUCUCUAGUCUUGGCUAGAGUCGGGAAGGAAGGAGAUGCCCAGGGUCUCUGGGGCGCUCCCUCCAGCCCAACUCAGCCGCACCCAUCUUUAGAAGGUGCUUGGGACAGCCACUCUCGGGCUCCUGCUUAAACAUCCUCUAGCCUCAGUCUUUGCUGAGAUCCCCGACCCAAGCCUUCUCCGAAGGGGCUAAGGUCCUUCUGGUCGUGUCCCUCAUGGCCAAGCCUCUGCUGCUAGUUCUUUGCUUCUCUCUGAUUGCGGCACAGGUCUGGGGGUCCAGCACUCCUCCAACAGGGACCAGCGAGCCUCCAGAUGAACAGACGGUGGCUCCUACAGAGGAUGAGAUUCUGCAAAAUGAGGCGGAUAACCAAGAGAACGUUUUGUCUCAGUUGCUGGGGGACUAUGACAAGGUGAAAGCCGUGUCUGAGGGUUCAGAUUGUCAGUGCAAGUGUGUGGUGAGACCGCUGGGCCGAGAUGCCUGCCAGAGGAUCAAUGAGGGAGCAUCCAAGAAGGAAGACUUUUACACUGUAGAAACCAUCACUUCAGGCUCAUCCUGCAAAUGUGCCUGUGUCGCGCCUCCAUCUGCCCUCAAUCCCUGCGAGGGAGACUUCAGGCUCCAGAAGCUGCGGGAAGCAGACAGCCGAGACUUGAAGCUCUCCACCAUCAUAGAUAUGCUGGAAGGAGCUUUCUAUGGCCUGGAUCUCCUGAAACUGCAUUCAGUCACUACCAAACUGGUGGGGCGAGUGGAUAAACUGGAGGAGGAAGUUUCUAAAAACAUCACCAAGGAAAAUGAACAAAUCAAAGAGGACAUGGAAGAAAUUCGAACUGAGAUGAAUAAGCGAGGCAAAGAGAACUGCUCUGAUAACAUUUUAGACAGCAUGCCAGACAUCCGCUCAGCACUGCAGAGGGAUGCAGCAGCAGCCUACGCCCACCCAGAGGAGCAGUAUGAAGAGCGGUUUCUGCAGGAAGAAACUGUGUCUCAGCAGAUCAACUCCAUUGAGCUCCUGCAGACUCAACCCCUGGCCCCACCUGAGGUGGUGAAGCCUCAGCGACCCCUUCAUAGGCAGGUCCAUCUGAGGGGCCGGCCAGCCUCCAAGCCCACCGUCAUCCGGGGCAUCACCUAUUAUAAAGCCAAAGUCUCUGAGGAAGAAAAUGACAUUGAAGAGCAGCAAGAUGAGCUUUUCAGUGGUGACAGUGGCGUGGAUUUGCUGAUUGAAGAUCAGCUCCUGAGACAUGAUGACCUGCUGGCCAGUGCCACCCGGAGACCAGCAGCUACCAGUCAUGGCCCUGUUGUAACAACUGACCCGAAUAUCCAGACCACACCCCUGUCCUCAGCACUGCCGCAGGCCUCGACCUCAGCACCUGGCCUCACCGAGCCCACUCUCCAGGCCUCAGCUGAACAACUCUCAACAACUCUCCAGGCCACCUCAGGGUUUCCAGACCACAGUGGGGAGCUACCUCCUACUCAGGUCCCACCCACCACUGUGGCCCACACAGCCACCCAGCAGCCUCCAGUCUCAGCUUCUCUGGCAUUGGCUCCAGGAGACACAUUUGUGGAAGGGACACAAAUAGUCCCAUUGCCUCCCACUACAGUCAGGACAAAUUCCCUGGGAAAAGAUGUAACUACUAGGCAAGGUGCAACCCUUGCUAGCCCCACCCUGAGCCCUGAAGAAGAAGAUGACAUCCGGAAUGUCAUAGGAAGGUGCAAAGACACCCUGUCCACAAUCACAGGGCCAACCACUCAGAACACAUAUGGACGGAAUGAAGGAGCUUGGAUGAAGGACCCCUUAGCCAAAGACGAGCGAAUUUAUGUAACCAACUAUUACUACGGCAAUACCCUGGUAGAAUUCCGGAACUUGGAAAACUUCAAACAAGGUCGCUGGAGCAAUUCCUACAAGCUCCCAUACAGCUGGAUCGGCACAGGCCACGUGGUGUACAAUGGCGCCUUCUACUACAACCGGGCCUUCACUCGCAACAUCAUCAAGUACGACCUGAAACAGCGCUAUGUAGCUGCCUGGGCCAUGCUCCAUGAUGUUGCCUAUGAGGAGGCCACCCCCUGGCGGUGGCAGGGCCAUUCAGACGUGGACUUUGCUGUGGAUGAGAAUGGCCUAUGGCUCAUCUACCCAGCCCUGGAUGAUGAGGGUUUCAGCCAGGAGGUCAUUGUCCUGAGCAAGCUCAAUGCCAUGGACCUGAGCACACAAAAAGAGACCACGUGGCGCACAGGGCUCCGGAGAAAUUUCUAUGGCAACUGCUUUGUCAUCUGUGGGGUGCUGUAUGCUGUGGACAGCUAUAACCAGCGGAAUGCCAAUAUCUCCUAUGCCUUUGACACCCACACCAACACACAGAUUGUCCCCAGGCUGCUGUUUGAGAAUGAGUACUCCUAUACUACCCAGAUAGACUACAACCCCAAGGAUCGCCUCCUCUAUGCCUGGGACAAUGGCCACCAGGUCACCUACCAUGUCAUCUUUGCCUACUGACACCCUCGUCCCUGCAAAAAGAAGCACAGAGGGGCCAUUUGCACCUUGUGUGUGUGUGUGUGUGUGUGUGUGUGUGUGUGAUUGUGUGUAUGAGCUUGUAGAUGGGUGUUGUUUAAAAAUAUAUAUUAUUUUGUAUAAUAUUACAAAUGUAAAAUGACAAUUUGGGUCUAUUUUUUUUAUAUGGAUUGUAGAUCGAUCCAUACAUGUAUGUGCUGGUCUCAUCUUCUACAGUUUAUAUUUUUGUGCAAAUGAACUUCUCCUUUUGACCAGUAACCACCUUCCUUCAUGCCCUCCAUCCCUCCAGCUCUCAGAACCCCAAAAUCAAAAGGUUUCUUAGUUUGGGUCUUGUGAACAGACAGAUUACCAGGAGUGGGAAUGAAGGAGGCAAGAAAGAAGUGCUCAGUGGUGGGAAAAAAGUUUUAUGUAUUGGAGAAGUUUUAAAAACCCAGAAAAAUGCUUUUUUUUUUUUUUUGGAAUAAAGAAGAAUUUUAAAAUCCUCCUCCAGUGCGUUUUUGUUUAGGAGGAAUGUGUCUGGUCAGGUAUUGGAUCCCUCUCCCAGGAGGUGCUAUCUGGUGUAAUUCACAAAUGUUCUCUUGCUGAAUGGUCUGUGUCCAAGUUCAGGUCCAAGGGACUCUCUCUCCCCUCCUGAGGGUUUUUUUUUUCUCAUGGGUGGAUUUGGAAUGAACUGACCCUUGUGUUCUCUUCAAUUUUUCAACACUGAUUCCUUCAUUUCUCUUCUAGUCACACCAACUUUUUUGCUCUUGCUGUUCUGCCUUUUUUUUCCCUGAUCAUUUUACCCAAGAUGUAGGAACCUAUUUAUUCCUUAGUCCUUUUGCACAUUGCCUGGUGUUAGGGCACUGUCGAAAAUGUAAAGCUGAGUGUGAUGUCCCUGCCAUACCUUAAGAAGCUUUCAGUCUAUCAGUCUCUCUCUGUCUCCAUAAUCCUGCCCUCUGCCUCAUACCAAACAUUCUAUUAACCAGAAUUUUCCUUUUCACCUUCCCACCCAGGAAAGGGACCCAGUUUUGAAACAAGGUCCCUGAGCAGAAGGGAAGAAUCACAGCCCCUUCCAGUGCAAGACUAAGUAACUCUGUGUAGCACUGGAAGUGGACUUUUUCUUCCCCAGUACAUGCAGCAGGAGAAAAACACCUGAAGAUGCUUUAACAAGCAUGGUCUGAGGGGUGUGGGGAGGAAGACAGAGCCUGGGGAUGAGGCGGGGAGAUAAGCACAUCACUGCUGCUGCCCUAACUUUAGGGAGCAGCUGCCAUCUACUUAUCCUUCACAGACCUCAGACCCUCUCCCCUCCACCUGCCUGUCAAUCACUGUGCUGCUCAUGUCUUGCCAAAGGGUAGAUGGCUUCCCAUCUAACCCUUCUAUUCCCACCCCAUCAGCUUUCUGUACUUAAACAUUUUCAAA